Molecule: messenger RNA, 600 nt
Organism: Homarus americanus (American lobster)
Lineage: Eukaryota; Metazoa; Arthropoda; Malacostraca; Decapoda; Nephropidae
Exons: 3
Coding region: 223-585 (120 amino acids)
Source: RefSeq, a predicted model, not a curated record
AGACAUGUACCUUGCUUCUGAAGUGAUAAAAUUUAAAUUUAUGAUCUCAUUUUUACUGAUAAUAAUAGAGCAAUUUUUCUUACCAUUUUAGACAUAUCAUGGGAUUGCUCAGCAGAGGUAGAAUAUUCCUCUCCGUGCUCUGGUUGUUCCCGUUGUCGAGGAGUUUCUGCUCUUCAAGAUACUAAAAGGAAUAAAACCCCUGAACCUCCAAAAAGAUGGUGGAUGGCAUAUGUUCCUAAACCAAAACCAGCAUUUGGAUAUAUAUCAGAGGUUAAAGUUGACUACAGGAGCAUAAUUAAUGAAGAGUGUGGAGUAAAACACAAAACAAACAUCAACAAUAUCUGUGACCUCGUUAUCACUACAAGAAACACUAAACAAUCCUCAGAUAUCCCCAGCUAUGCUCUGCAUCUAAAAACAGGUCCAGCCAAUGUUGGAACAUUUGACUUUAUAAAAGAAGGUUGGAGCAGAGAAUGGAAUAAAUUGAAAAGUUAUGCAUCAGAAACUACUGUUGGGGAAGUAACAUUAAGACCGACAGGAGAUGUUAAAACAGCCACGGUAAGACGUUCUUCUCUGUGCAUGUUGUGAAAGAAUAGGAUAUGA